Sphaeramia orbicularis (orbiculate cardinalfish) is the source of this 430-nucleotide messenger RNA. It is a transcript of the gene spag8, whose product is annotated as sperm associated antigen 8. Gene Ontology annotation, molecular function: microtubule binding. Bases 71 to 430 code for a protein of 119 amino acids. NCBI's taxonomy places the organism in Eukaryota, Metazoa, Chordata, Actinopteri, Kurtiformes, Apogonidae. Gene Ontology annotation, biological process: positive regulation of transcription by RNA polymerase II. The transcript has 5 exons. The record is from RefSeq and is a predicted model, not a curated record. Gene Ontology annotation, cellular component: nucleus; cytoplasm.
UUCACUAGUGGGUCUGGGGGAAUAUUUGGGACCGAUCUACUGUCACUAUGACCGAACAGCACUCUGGGAAAUGUCUGCUACACAACUGGGCCGAGGAGGCGUCAGAGGGGAGCUUUUGGAAAAACAGUUGGCUCAGAUGAUAAGAGAGAAGAUUACAGCUGAGAUGAACCCCCCCACUCCAAAAACAGACUUCUGCUCCACAACCAGGACAGACUUCAACGCAGACGGGUUCACAACGGUUCCACCUGAACCAUCACAGGUUCAUGAUUAUAAAUCUGAACAGGCUGUUUCCUUUUGGAGUGAAAACUACCAGCGGAUCCAGAGAGUGACUGCCGUACGGUCCCUGAACGCACCGUUCAGGAAGUCGUCUCACUUCAGUACUCCCAUCACUGAGCGUCUGGAUGAACCGGAGCCGCCGUCGGAAAACUGA